AUGGCUCGCAGAUACGACUCACGCACCACCAUCUUCUCUCCAGAAGGCAGACUCUACCAGAUCGAGUAUGCAAUGGAAGCCAUCAGCCACGCCGGCACCUGUAUAGGCAUUCUCGCCAGCGAUGGCGUUGUCCUUGCCGCAGAGAAGCGCGUAACUUCAAAGCUUCUCGACAAAGCUGAAGCUAGCAACGAAAAGAUAUUCGAACUCAACGCCAACAUACUCGCAGGUGUAGCUGGUAUUACCGCAGACGCCAACUCGCUGGUAAACUACUCGAGGAUGCAGGCGCAGAAGUACUUGUACACGUACGACGACAACAUCCCCGUUGAACAACUCACACAGAGGCUAUGCGAUUUGAAGCAGGGAUACACUCAAUACGGCGGUCUUAGACCUUUCGGUGUUUCUUUGCUCUAUGCUGGACACGAUAUGCACCAUGGCUUCCAACUAUACCAUAGCGAUCCGUCAGGUAACUACUCUGGCUGGAAGGCUACCUGUGUAGGCGCAAACAAUGGUACCGCCCAGUCUCUCCUUAAACAGGACUACAGAGACGGCGUUAGUCUUUGGUCACCUGCCCCUGACCAACAUGAUGAAACUGAAGGCUCGAAAUGUGGUGCUGUGGAAUUGGCUUGCAAAGUUCUCGGUAAAACUUUGGACGCAACAACAAUAGAUUCUGAUAAAGUCGAAUUCGCUAUCCUCAAACUCGACCCAAAAACUGGAAAACCAAAAGGUCAGAUUCUCAAAGCACCCGAAAUUGACAAUCUUCUAGUAAAAGUCGGCCUCUCAAACAAGAAAGACCAAGAAGGAAUGGACGUUUCAUGA
This is a messenger RNA of Wallemia ichthyophaga EXF-994, 816 nucleotides long. Its product is annotated as Proteasome subunit alpha type-4-1. NCBI's taxonomy places the organism in Eukaryota, Fungi, Basidiomycota, Wallemiomycetes, Wallemiales, Wallemiaceae. The record is from RefSeq and is a predicted model, not a curated record. Gene Ontology annotation, biological process: ubiquitin-dependent protein catabolic process. Gene Ontology annotation, cellular component: proteasome core complex, alpha-subunit complex; proteasome core complex; cytosol. Bases 1 to 816 code for a protein of 271 amino acids. The transcript is spliced from 2 exons.